This is a messenger RNA of Salvelinus namaycush (lake trout), 2110 nucleotides long. Its product is annotated as C-X-C chemokine receptor type 3-like. The transcript has 3 exons. NCBI's taxonomy places the organism in Eukaryota, Metazoa, Chordata, Actinopteri, Salmoniformes, Salmonidae. Gene Ontology annotation, cellular component: membrane. Bases 192 to 1322 code for a protein of 376 amino acids. Gene Ontology annotation, molecular function: G protein-coupled receptor activity. Gene Ontology annotation, biological process: immune response; G protein-coupled receptor signaling pathway. The record is from RefSeq and is a predicted model, not a curated record.
UCAAGUUGUUCUCUCUCUUUCCUGCUUAGGGAAUGCAGCCAUUCAAACAAACUGUCUGUUCUCUACUGGCUUAUUUAUAGUGUAAGUCUCUCUCCAGUCUCUCCAAUGCUACUGGGACUACUGAAUGAUCGGCUAUUUUUAUUUUAAAUUGAACCUUUAUUUAACUAUAGAACACGGCUUAUGUGACAGACAUGGAUUUGGACCUGGGAGGGAUAUUUCUAGAGAAUAGCACCUAUAACUACGACGAGGACUAUGUUUAUAAAGAGGAAUGCUCCCCUGAAGAUGGCGUUGGGGUGUGUUUUGGCACGGUGUUCCUCCCGAUGCUCUACUCCCUGACGCUGGUCCUGGGGCUAGUGGGUAACGUGCUGGUCCUGGUGGUUCUGGUCCAGAGGAGGAGUAGCUGGAGCGUGACGGACACCUUCAUCCUGCACCUGGUCUUGACCGACACCCUGCUGCUGGUCACGCUGCCCCUCUGGGCUGUUCAGGCCACUGGGGAAUGGAGCUUCGGGACCCCCCUCUGCAAGAUCACUGGAGCCAUGUUCACAAUCAACUUUUACUGUAGCAUCUUCCUGCUGGCCUGCAUCAGUCUGGACCGCUACCUGUCCGUGGUCCACGCAGUCCAGAUGUACUCUCGCAGAAAGCCCUGGAUGGUGCAGGCCAGCUGCCUGUCCGUGUGGCUCCUCUCCCUCCUCCUCUCCAUCCCCGACUGGCACUUCCUGGAGUCUGUGAGGGACACCAGACGAGACAAACAGGAGUGUGUCCACAACUACCCGUCUCUCUCCCAGUCUGGGUUUGACUGGCGCCUGGCCUCCCGCCUGCUCUACCACACGGUGGGCUUCCUCCUCCCAUCUGCCGUGCUGCUCUUCUGCUACUCCUGCAUCCUGCUGCAGCUGCAGCGUGGCUCCCAGGGCCUCCAGAAGCAGAGGGCCAUCCGGGUCAUCCUGGCGCUGGUGCUGGUCUUCUUCCUCUGCUGGACGCCCUACAACAUCACCCUAAUGGUGGACACCUUUCAGGGGAGGCCUGGGGAGCCUGUUUCUGGGUCCUGUGAGAACAGGAGGACAGCUCUGGAGAACACUCUGGUGGUUACGUUCGCUCUAGCCUGCCUGCACGCUUGCCUCAACCCAGUGCUCCAUCUCGGCCUGUGUAGAAACUUCCGGCGACACGUGCUGGAUAUGGUGAGGUGUGUUGAGGUGGUGCAGAACGAUCCGAAACUCUCACUAUGGGAUUCAGGUGUGGUUGAAGACUCACCUGACCAAGCAGAGGAGAUGGGGACGUUGAACCCAAUGACAACCAUAGGACAGGUACAGUCCACCCAGAGCUGAUGGGUAGGAAGAGGAUCCUAAUGACUAAUAUAGUAUGUCUUCCUGCCUUGAGGGGAAGUUGUAUGGGUCAUGGGUCUGGGGAUUGGUGGAUGACUGUGACCUGGGUCAUGAGAGAAAGACAUGCAUAGUAGAAAGUCCCUUAUGAGGACUGCUUUCUUUGAAUUGCACUUUAAUGGAAAACGCUCAGACUAAAUGUAUAUUUGUAUAAAGUCAGUGGGUUGUCUGAUCUUCACGUUUUGUUUUACCUAUCGAUGUCGUCCGGCUCUGGAGAAUCUGUUGGAAAGAUUCAUGCAUUAGUUAUUCAAACCUAUAUCUAUUGUAUUAUUAUUAUUACAGAGCACUUCACUGAAUGUAAUGGAUUUUAGAGUAAACAACGUUCUCAGCAGACACAUACAUCAUACAUUUAGAUUGUUACACUCCCCUACAUAUUUAUUUGGAAAGUGAAGCUAAAACUUUUUAUGUGGCUCUAUACUCCAGCAUUUUGGAUUUGAAAUCAAAUGUUUUAUAUUUGUCACGUUCGUUAUAGUGAUGAGACCAAAGCGCAGCGUGAUUUGAGUACAUCUUCUUUAAUAAAGAAAGAACACUGAACGAACUAUACAAAAACAACAAAAUGAACGUGAAGCUAUAUAAUAAUAGUGCUGGCACAGGCAACUAACCCUAGACAGGACAAAGACAGGACAAAAAACAUAUAUCACCCUUGUCACACCCUGACCUAACCAAAAAUAAGAAAGAAAACAAAGAAUACUAAGGUCAGGACGUGACAAUAUUAGACAGUACAGCAUGUCACC